This is a messenger RNA of Aspergillus niger, 702 nucleotides long. RefSeq lists its product as hypothetical. The transcript has 3 exons. Bases 1 to 702 code for a protein of 233 amino acids. Lineage: Eukaryota; Fungi; Ascomycota; Eurotiomycetes; Eurotiales; Aspergillaceae. The record is from RefSeq and is a predicted model, not a curated record.
AUGGUGGAUGUAGGGCUGACUCAAGCUCAAAGUGCAAGGCAGUGCGUUUCAUUUCCAUUGACUGCCAUUGCAUCAUCCGAUGUGAUAUCUGUUGCCAAUGGAUAUGUUCAUCGGGGCUGUGCGAAGUACGCACAGCAAGCCGAAUCCCCCGCGGCAUCUGCGGCCCUACCGUUGAGUUGCCUAGACGCCUUGUACCCAUCGUCUCAAUCCUUUGCCACUCAAGCAGCCACCAGUGCUUGUAAAUCUGACACUCCAAACCCAUGGGCCUGGAACGGGGGCUUCCCCAACAGCGGAAGCCACAAUAACUUCUCUUGGAACAACAACACCGGAAACAACACCUCGACGAACUGUGGCAACACGACAUCAGAGAAUUGCGGUAAUACGACCACCAACUACGACAACAGUAGGAACAUGACCACACGAGCCGAUACCGCAACCGCCUACCACUACAUGAAUAGUAAUAACAGGAACAUUCGGACGGGUAACAUCUCGGCUAAUGGAGGAAAUGCGAGUAAGGGGGGUGAUACGGGAGGCAGAUCUGGUUCUGGUCAUUCAUCAUCUAACACGUCGGAUAACGUUGUGGGUGGUAGUGGGCUUUGGAUACUUCUUAUAUUGAUUGGCAUUUCAUGGCAAAGUAUGCUCAAAGGGCUACAGACCAAGGCUAGAAUGAGUCGCGGCUAUAACUACUCGGUAGAGAGCUAG